AUGGCUUUUCGCCGUGCCCUGGCCCGCCCAGCGGCCUCUGCGCCGUUGAUAUCGUCCUCCGCCAACCCGAAGCCGGUGCCUCGCUUCCAAAUUUCGCCGCGUUCUCCAUGCCGGACGACAUCCAGUUCCACGUCUGCUCUUGCGUAUAAAGCUUUACACCGUCGUUCGCCGCUCAAGCUUCCCGCUUCCGACCAUGCUCCCCAGUGGAACGCUCCCGCGGCAGUCUCGUCGAUUCUGUACGAGACUCCGCUGCCGCCGACGAAUCCUCCCAAGCGCCAUAUUCUGAACUGCCUCGUCCAGAAUGAGCCUGGUGUGCUCUCCCGUAUCUCGGGGAUCUUGGCUGCUCGAGGCUUCAACAUCGACAGCCUAGUGGUCUGCAACACCGAGGUCGAGGAUCUGUCGCGCAUGACCAUCGUCCUGCGCGGACUGGACGGCGUGGUCGAACAGGCUCGUCGCCAGCUGGACGACCUCGUCCCCGUCUGGGCUGUCCUGGACUACACCAACGCACCCCUGGUGCAGCGCGAGCUCCUCCUGGCCAAGGUCAGCAUUCUGGGACCGGAAGUCUUCGAGGAACUGCUCCAGCACCACCGGGAGAUGACUUCGGAAGAGGCACCAGAGAAGAGCAAGGAGAAAGGCAAGGAGGAUCCAGAUGCGAAACGGGAGAAAGAGAAGAUGACUGCUUCCCUUUCAGACACGGACUUCCACCCGCGGAACCUGCCUGCUAGUCAGGCCCUGCGGCACAAGCACGAGCACCUGGACGCCAUCACCCGUCUUACUCACCAGUUUGGCGGCAAGGUGUUGGACAUUAGCACGAACAACUGCAUUGUUGAACUGUCCGCCAAGCCAUCCCGUAUCGACUCCUUCCUCAAGCUGAUCGCUCCGUUCGGUAUCCUCGAGUCCACCCGUACCGGCUUGAUGGCCCUGCCUCGUUCCCCUCUGAGCGACCCGACCGAAGAGGUGGAAAAGGAGGCCGCCGACGUUGUCGACGCCAGCACCCUUCCUCCGGGUUAA
This is a messenger RNA of Rasamsonia emersonii CBS 393.64, 1011 nucleotides long. RefSeq names its product Acetolactate synthase. The record is from RefSeq and is a predicted model, not a curated record. Bases 1 to 1011 code for a protein of 336 amino acids. Gene Ontology annotation, biological process: branched-chain amino acid biosynthetic process. The transcript is spliced from 2 exons. Gene Ontology annotation, cellular component: acetolactate synthase complex; mitochondrial nucleoid. NCBI's taxonomy places the organism in Eukaryota, Fungi, Ascomycota, Eurotiomycetes, Eurotiales, Trichocomaceae. Gene Ontology annotation, molecular function: acetolactate synthase regulator activity.